This is a messenger RNA of Guillardia theta CCMP2712, 1635 nucleotides long. RefSeq lists its product as hypothetical. The record is from RefSeq and is a predicted model, not a curated record. Bases 1 to 1635 code for a protein of 544 amino acids. The transcript is spliced from 11 exons. Lineage: Eukaryota; Cryptophyceae; Pyrenomonadales; Geminigeraceae.
AUGGCGAGAACAUGCGGAAAAGCUCUGAUUGUGGCAGGAGACGACGACGACGACGACGACGACGACGUUAUGGAGAGAAGGAUGGAAGAGAUGGAAGCAAGGAGAAGAGAGGAGGUGGAGGCUGAGCUGCGAGGUCCGGUCGAGAAGGUCCUUCGCAACCUUGAUUUUGCCCGUUCGGCUCGGCUCGACAGCGCAACUGCAGCAUGGGAGAUCAGCGAGAUCGAGAUCAAGACGCUCGAGCAUGCAGAGAGACUCGGGCAACAAGUGAGAUCAGAGAGUGCUGAGGAUCAGGUACUGCAAGAGACGCUGUCUUGCUGUAGAAGAGACCCACGAAUCGAAGUACACUACUUCAACCAAUGCUUCCAGGAUUCCUAUGGCCAUCGUUUGAACGCAGAAGCAGAGGAAGCUCUCAAUGAGGAGAUUCAGUCCGAGGGACGGAGAGAACAGCACGUUGCAGCACAGGAGAUGGCUUGCCAAGACAAGGCUUGGUUGCACCAUGUGCGGGAGUCAGAGCGCAGGCGAACCCUUCGGAAAGCUCUGCAGGCAGAGGCGAAGCUGAUCGAAUUUCAGGAGAGAUGUAGAAGUCUGCACGAGGAGGAGGCUGCAAGUAGAUCCAACUUUGAGGAAGGUCACGUCAUCGAAACCAUCGCAAGAUCAGAAGAAGAGAUGUUGUGGAGAAGGAACGACGCUCUGCUCGAUGCGGCAUCGGAUCGUCGAAGACUCGAAGACCUGCGGUUGAAGAGAAUCGCGGAGCAAGAAGAAGAAGCAAGGCUGCAGCAGUCAGUGAAGGUGUACAUGGAGAAUCUGGUGCAAGAGGCGAUGAAGAUCUCACUUCGUGGAGAGCGAGAGCGACGGGAGAAAUGGAACAGAAUCCAUGAGAUCCGUUCGGCCCGCCUGAAACUGAGGCGAAAACGUGCUGGAGGAGCUAGUGAGGCCCAGCAGAAUCUCCAGAGACUUGGCUUGCAGAAUGCCGAUGAGGAGACGCUCUCCAAAGAAGAGAAAAAGCUGCUUGCUGAACUUGACAAAAACUGCUCCGAGCUGGGGAGGAACAUGUCUUAUAGCAUGGAGGAUUGGAUCGCAAAGGCCUCGAAAUUGGAGGACGUCUUCUUUCAAUCAAGGAAGCCUUCGUCGCUGCUCAAAUACCUCGAUGAGUGGGGUUCGAGGAGCAGGGGAGAGAACACAAGGGAGCGGGAAGAAAGGAGGGAAAAGCCUGUUCCAUCGGAGAAGCAGUCAACGCCAGUGCCCGAGGAAUUGAGAGAGAGAGUGCAGCAGCUCUGGGACGACAUCGUGAUGCUGAUCAGCUACAGCUCUACCUACGAGCUGUCUGAACAAGAUGCAGAGCUCCUGCUCCGACUGUCGAGGGUGUGGACAAGAGUGACGGUGCUCCGGUCGGCCGUGGACCCUUCAAUCCUUCGAUCGCAGGAAAGCUGGCAGCAGCGGGAGAACCCAGCAGGCAGCGAAGACGUGAUUACAGAGAGGAGAGAACGCGACGAGGAGCAAGUCCAAGGGUUUGUUUCCUUCAGAGAGCACAUUCACAUUCAGGUACAGGAGUGCGAGGCGGAGAUCGCAAGUCUUAAGAUGGUUAUUCAAGAUCUGGUAGAUAUCAACAAAGCCCUCCAAGACAACCGCACAUGA